UGGUGAGCGAUGUUUCUCCAAUGAACGUAACCCGUGUGCGAUUGGGAGUUCGAUGUGAUUUCAGAGGACCGCACGAUGGCAGAGCCGAUGCAAGGCGUGGAAGGCGAUGUCGUCAAUCCUCAGCAGCUGCAGGUUGUGCAGGUCCUGGGUGAUUGUGCGCUCGUCGGGAACGACAGUCAGCAUAUUUUACUCGAUCCUGAUCAAGCGGACUACGAUAUCGAGUCUCCCGAAGUUGGUGAGGAGGGGGGAUCUCGGAAAAGAUCUCGGAAACCACUGUUGGCUCUGAGCGUCCGCGAGAAAACGGCUAUCUGCAGAUACAAGGCCCAACAUCCGCAGAGCAACCAGCGUCAAAUCGCAGAGCACUUCACGAAGUUGUGGGGCAAAGAUAUUUGUCGACGAAGAGUCAGCGACAUCUUGGUGCAGAAGGACAAAUGGUUCGACGUCGAGCGUCGCGUGAAAGGCGACGCAGACAAGACCUUCAGGGACGGAAAGUUCGCCCAGUUGGAGAAACACGUUUUCGACUGGGUUACCGAAGUCGCUAGGUCCGGGGGGCGGCUAUGGGACGAGGACAUACGACGAACGGCCAAACGAAUGGCGGAGAUGCAAGACGUGAAGUCUUUCGUGGCUUCUGCUGGCUGGCUCUCCGGAUUCAAGAGACGUUACGGCUUGAAGGCCGUUGAGGAAGGCGGCGACAUCCAGUUGGACUUCGCUCCCGAGCCCUCGAGUAGCGAGUUUUCACAGAGAGAUGAGAACCAGAUACAGCUUCAGGGCAAUGAUGGUCAGCAGUACACCGUCAACAUAACCGUCGAUAACCCUCCUCACGCUCAACAACAGAGUCAACCUUCAAUUAGCAUGACAUCCCAAAUGGCGAGAAACGCGGUCGUCGAAGACGCGAAUCUCUCCGAUAUCGAGACGGGAGAAAGUGGAGACGAAGAACAAGACCCCUCGAUCACCAUCCAACCACAGAACUUGAACAACCCCGCCGUGAACGGUGAACAAAAUAUGGCACUCGACGACUUAGUGAAAACCAUAAUCUAUGGAGGUUCCUCGACCUCGGCCCAAGUGAUGACGGCGGCCGCAACCCAGGCCGCUUUGAGCCAAGACCACUACCAGGAUACCGCGCACAACGGAUCGGGAUCGCCUCCCCUAAAAGGCCGAGCGGCAACUAGAGCGAAAAUGACCGCGGUUCUCGUUCGCAAGGUUCUGGUAGCCACGAAGCGGAAGCUCGACGCCGAAGCCGAUAUGAUUCGGGAACAGCGGCAACGUCAUUUCUAUGAAGGAAAAAUGCUCGAAGAAAAACGUCGGAGAUUGGUUGAAGAACGUGAAUUAAUCGCGGCGCAAAAGCGAAAGCUCGACAACGAGUCCAAGUAUCUCCAGGAACAGCAGAGAAACGAAGUCAUCAGACGCGAGUUGCUCCUGGCAGAUGUAUCGGCAGCCAGAGGCCAAGGCAACCUGAAGCAGAAUAAGGUCCAUUCAGCGGCGCCUGUUCCGAUCGCGGUGAAUCAACCGAAAGCCAGCUAUGUAACCCUCGUCACCGGUUCAUCGGAGUGAAGAUGAGUGAGCUCGUCCGCGUGACCUCCGGUUGGGUCUCCAGAGUCGACUCAUACGGUCUUGUGUCAUCUUCAUCCCCGCUGACGGGGAGGCUGAGUCGUGUACGGUGUCUUGUUGUAUAUAGUCGGAAAUCCGUCAGGAUCAGAGGAUUGAG
This is a messenger RNA of Galendromus occidentalis (western predatory mite), 1705 nucleotides long. RefSeq lists its product as uncharacterized. The record is from RefSeq and is a predicted model, not a curated record. Lineage: Eukaryota; Metazoa; Arthropoda; Arachnida; Mesostigmata; Phytoseiidae. The transcript has 8 exons. Bases 76 to 1551 code for a protein of 491 amino acids.